GCCGGCUUUGAUUCUCAAUACCACUACCACCAAAGCCAAAAAAACUUCCAUUAUAGUUUCCACCCUCUUACUACAACAACAACUAAUACUACAUACUACUUCAAAAAAAGAAGUUGUUUUAGUUUCUUGGUUUAGUUUUUCAAUUAUUAAGCCAAGGAAAUUAAAGAGGAAAACCGGUCAUGGGAAGGUCACCGUGUUGUGAAAAAGCACAUACAAAUAAAGGAGCAUGGACUAAAGAAGAAGAUGAAAGGCUAAUUGCUUAUAUUAGAACUCAUGGCGAAGGUUGUUGGAGGUCUCUUCCUAAAGCUGCUGGACUUCUUCGGUGUGGAAAAAGUUGCCGUCUUCGUUGGAUUAAUUAUUUGAGGCCUGAUCUUAAACGUGGUAAUUUUACUGAAGAAGAAGAUGAACUCAUUAUCAAACUCCAUAGCCUUCUCGGUAACAAAUGGUCACUUAUAGCUGGAAGAUUACCGGGAAGAACAGAUAAUGAGAUAAAAAACUACUGGAAUACACACAUAAGAAGGAAACUUUUGAGUCGUGGUAUUGAUCCUACUACACACAGGGCAGUUAACGAGCCUAAUACAACUCCAAAAGUCACAACAAUUUCUUUUGCUGCUCGAAAUAAUAAAGAUGAAGAAGAUCAGAAGGUCAAUGUUAAAGGUGAAUUAUCUGGGCUUAGCCAAGAAGAUGAAAUUAGCAGCAACAGCAGCCAUUUUCAAGAACAGUACUGUCCUGACUUAAAUCUUGAGCUCAGAAUUAGCCCUCCUUAUCAGCAAAAUUACCAAAAUGAUCAAGAUUUGAAACCGAGUCCGAGGUGUUUUGCAUGCAGUUUGGGCAUACAAAAUAGUAAAGAUUGCAGUUGCAGUAAAAAUAAUAUGGGUAAUAUUGCAAGCUAUGAUUUUUUAGGAUUAAAGACUAAUGGUGUUUUGGACUAUAGAACUUUGGAGACUAAGUGAAAGUUAUUUGGAUUAACUUUUCUUUUUGCCCUCUUGUGCAUUUGGGUAAGAAAGGAAAAGAGGAUUAAGAAAGACAGAGCUAUUAGUUUAAGUUCUUUCGAUUUUUCUUUUAUUUCUAAAAUUGAAAGUAUUAUUAUAUUAAAUUGAAAGCAGUAUAGCAGUGUACCUUACGACAUUUAUACUAGUAGUAUCAUUUUGGAGGAAUUUGCUGAUUAA
Molecule: messenger RNA, 1169 nt
Organism: Nicotiana tabacum (common tobacco)
Lineage: Eukaryota; Viridiplantae; Streptophyta; Magnoliopsida; Solanales; Solanaceae
Product: MYB-like transcription factor 4
Source: RefSeq, a predicted model, not a curated record